Messenger RNA from Hemicordylus capensis (graceful crag lizard), 8927 nucleotides. RefSeq names its product zinc finger protein 585B-like. The transcript has 12 exons. Lineage: Eukaryota; Metazoa; Chordata; Lepidosauria; Squamata; Cordylidae. The coding region runs from base 914 to 4831 and encodes 1305 amino acids. Gene Ontology annotation, biological process: regulation of transcription by RNA polymerase II. The record is from RefSeq and is a predicted model, not a curated record. Gene Ontology annotation, molecular function: DNA-binding transcription factor activity, RNA polymerase II-specific; RNA polymerase II cis-regulatory region sequence-specific DNA binding.
CUGAGAGCAGAUUCCUGUUAGCGGCAGACCAAAGAGCUGGACUUCUGUGGGUAGGGCAGAUCCAAAUGGAGCAGACAGUUGUCAAGGAGGUUGUCAGCUAUUCAGAGCUUUAAAAGCUGAAGCCAAGAAUUUGAAGUGAACCUGGAAGCAUAUUGGUAGCCAGUGAUGCUGGGACAAAAUAGGUGUGAUGCAUUUCUGAGAACUCCCACGGGCAUUCUGACAGCUGCAUUCUGUACCAAGUGAAGCUCUGGAAUCCCCUUCAAUGGCAGCAACAUGUAGAGUGCAUUGCAGGAGUCUACUCUGGAUGGAGCCUGUGCAAGGGUUAACCGAAGCCAGGGCCUCUUGAAACUGGAAGAAGGUGCUCUUGCCCUCAUCAGUCACCCAGGCACCAAAUAAGAAGUUGGCUCUCUUUCCCCAAACUCUGCUUCCUUUCAGUUUCAACGUACUGAUUCUCAUCCAGCCCUUAGCAGCAACAGAGAAAUCCACUUCUUCCAUGUGAAAGCUCUUCAGAUAUUUGAAGGUUGCUAUCAUAUCUCUUCUAAACAUACCAGCUUCUCUGACUGUUGUUCAUAGGUUUCCAGAUUCCUCACCACCUUGACAUCUCCAGACUGGAGUUCACUGAGAGGAAGAGAAGCAAGAAAUCCCAACAUUAAGUCCAAACUGAGAUGUCAGGAGCCUGAGUUAUUCACGCAAAACCUUAAGAAUAUAACAAGUUGUUCUAGGAGAAAUUGCAUUUGAAUGUGAAUUAUAUGCUUGUCUGGAAACUACAAUAACUUUCAACGCCGCCAGCAAAGUUGGAUUGGCCUUGUGUGACUAAGCAGUGACUUCAUCACACUCUUCUUCCCCUGGGUAGCAAAGCAGCAUUAGAGGAAGAAGAGCUUUGUUGGGAGCUUAAAUUGAGCAUAGAGAGGACAUGGAUUUGCAAAGACCCACAAAUAGUGAAUCAGGAAAGGGAGCAGAUAAAGGUUCUCAAGCUAUCCAGUCUGGCAGUGAUAAGGGAUUCUGGGAAAGAACUGUGCAGAAGUUGCUGGGAGGAGACGCCACCAGCUCAGAUGUCCAGGUCAGGAGAUUCAGAAAGUUUGUGUACCAGGAGGUUGAAGGGCCUCGAGAGGUAUGCAGCCGGCUCCACCACCUUUGCCGUCAGUGGCUGGAGCCAGAGAGACACACGAAAGCUCAGAUGCUGGACCUGGUGAUCCUGGAGCAGUUCCUGAUCAUCCUGCCCCCAGAGAUGGAGAGCUGGGUGAGAGAAUGUGGAGCGGAGACUAGUUCGCAGGCGGUGGCCCUGGCAGAAGGUUUCCUUCUGAGCCAGACAGAGGAGGAGAAGCAAGAAGAGCAGCAGACAGAUGGGAUGUUAGCCAAAUCAACCCCUGAGCUCCCAGAGUACGAGACAGCUCCGUUGGUGACCCUGCAGAAGCCACUGUUCAGGGGGAUCUUGCAGGAGAGUGACGGAGGCCCCAUUGCUCUGGGCACUGAAAUGAUGCCGGCGAUUUCUCCUAGAGCUUCUCCUCUUGGAGGUGGAGGGGAAACUGUUGCUGUGCUUCCACCGGAUCAGGAGUCUGUGAGCUUGGAGGAGGUGGCUGUGUGUUUCUCCGAAGAGGAGGAGGCUCUGCUGGAUCCAGGCCAAAGGGCUCUGCACAGGGAAGUCCUGGAGGAGAUUUCUGGGCAUCUGGCCUUUCUGGGUGAUUGGAGGGAGGGAGAGAAUCAGAGCAAUGUACUGAGAAGGAGAACUGAAGGGAGCCAGAAGAGGAGGCAGACUAGUCCUUCCGACUUGCAUUCCAUCCCAAUCUCAGGAGAAUGCCACAAGGGAAGAAAAAGGAAUAAGAUCCCUCAGUAUGUAGAAACCUUGACUAGUGAGCCACAUCUGAGCGGACAUCCCACAGUCCUCUCAAGAAAAAAACCUUAUACCUGCUCAGAGUGUGGAAAGAGCUUCACCCGCUGUGAUGGUUUUAUUUCCCAUCAAAGAGUCCACACAGGAGAGAAACUGUAUACCUGCCUGGUGUGUGGAAAGAGCUUAAGUCGUAAAGAAACACUUAUUGACCAUCAGAGAGUCCACACAGGAGAAAAACCCUAUACUUGCUCAGAAUGUGGAAAGAGCUUCAAUCUUAAGUCAGGACUUACUGUCCAUCAAAGAAUCCACACAGGUGAGAUGCCUUUUAAAUGCUCAGAAUGUGGGAAGAGUUUCAUUCGGGCUAACAAGCUUACAGUCCAUCAAAGGGUCCACACAGGAGAGAAACCAUAUACUUGCUCAGAAUGUGGAAAGAGCUUUAGCCAAAACCUACAACUUACAUUGCAUCAGAGAGUUCACACAGGAGAGAAACCAUUUACCUGCUUAGAGUGUGGAAAAAGCUUCAGUCAGAAGGCAAAGCUUACUUCACAUGAAAGAAUCCACACAGGAGAGAAACCAUAUACCUGCUCAGAGUGUGGAAAGAGCUUCACCCGCUAUGAUGGUCUUAUUUCCCACCAAAGAGUCCACACAAUAAAGAAACCCUAUACCUGCUCAGAGUGUGGAAAGAGCUUCAGUCAUAAGGCAUCACUUACUUAUCACCAGAGAGUCCACACAGGAAAGAAACCAUAUACCUGCUCAGACUGUGGAAAGAGCUUCAUUCAGAAGGUAGCACUUACUGUCCAUCAAAGAGUCCACACAGGGGAGAAACCAUAUACCUGCUCAGAGUGUGGAAGGAGCUUCAGUCAGAAGUCAACGCUUACUGUCCACCAAAGAGUUCAUACAGGGGAGAAACCAUAUAUCUGCUCACAGUGUGGAAAGAGCUUUAGUCAAAACAUAAACCUUACACUGCAUCAAAUAAUACACAAAGUUUUUGAACAUAGAGAAAACAUGGAUGUCCAGAGCCCAGCAAACAGUGAAUCAGGGAAGGGAGAAGAAAAAGGCCCUCAAGCCAUCCAGUCUGACACUGAUAAGGAAUUCUGGGAAAGAAGUAUGCAGAAUAUCCUGGGAGGAGACACCAGCAACUCAGAUGUCCAGUGCAGGAGAUUCAGAUGGUUCGUCUACCAGGACAUUGAGAAGCCCCGAGAGGUUUGCAGCCAACUCCACCACCUUUGCCAUCAGUGGCUGAAACCAGAGAGACACACGAAAGCUCAGAUGCUGGACCUGGUGAUCCUGAAGCAGUUCCUGACCAUCCUGCCCCCAGAGAUGGAGAGCUGGGUGAGGGAAUGUGGAGCAGAAACCAGUUCCCAGGCGGUGGCCCUGGCAGAAGGUUUCCUCCUGAGCCAAGCAGAGGCCAAGAGGCAGGAAGAGCAGCAGACAGAUGGGAUGUUAGCCAAAUCAACCCCUGAGCUCCCAGAGUCUGAGACGGCUCCAUUGGUGACCCUGCAGAAACUGCUGUUCAGGGGGAUUGUACAGGAGAGUGACGGAGGCCCCAUUGCGCUGGGCACUGAAAUGACGCCGGCGACUCCUCCUAGAGCGUCUCCUCUUGGUGGUGGAGGGGAAACUGUUGCUGUGCUUCCACCGGAUCAGGAGUCUGUGAGCUUUGAGGAGGUGGCUGUGUGUUUCUCCGAAGAGGAGGGGGCUCUGCUGGAUCCACACCAAAGGGCUCUGCACAGGGAAGUCACCGAGGAGAUUUCUGGACAUCUGGCCUUUCUGGGUAAUUGGAGGGAGGGAAAGAAGCAGGCCGCUGGACCAAGAAGGAUAACUGAAGGGAGCCGGAAGAGGAGGCAGACUAGUCCUUCUGAAGGGCCAGACCUGCAUUCCAUCGCAAUCCAAGGAGAAUGCCACAAGGGAAGCAAAAGGAAUAAGAUCCCUCAGGAUGUAGAAACCUUGACUAGUCAGCCACAUCUGAGCAGACGUCCCACAAUCUUCACAGGUGAAAAUCCCUAUACAUGCUCAGUGUGUGGAAAGAAAUUAAGUCGUAAGGAAACACUUAUUGACCAUCAGAGAGUCCACACAGGAGAGAAACCAUAUACCUGCUCAGAGUGUGGAAAGAGCUUCAAUCUUAAGUCAGGGCUUACUGUCCAUCAAAGAAUCCACACAGGAGAGAAGCCUUUUAAAUGCUCAGAGUGUGGAAAGAGUUUCAUUCGAGCUGACAAGCUUACAAUCCAUCAAAGAGUCCACACAGGAGAGAAACCAUAUACAUGUGCAGAGUGUGGAAAGAGCUUCACCCGCUGUGAUGGUCUUAUUUCCCAUCAAAGAGUCCACACAGGAGAGAAACCCUAUACCUGCUCAGAGUGUGGGAAGAGCUUUAGCCAAAACCUACAACUUUCAUUGCAUCAGAGAGUCCACACAGGAGAGAAACCAUAUACCUGCUCAGAAUGUGGGAAAAGCUUCAGUCAUAAGGCAAAGCUUACUUCACAUCAAAGAAUACACACAGGAGAGAAACCCUAUAUCUGCUUAGAGUGUGGAAGGAGCUUCACGCGCUGUGAUGGUCUUAUUUCCCAUCAAAGAGUCCACACAAGAGAGAAACCCUAUACCUGCUCAGAGUGUGGAAAGAGCUUCAGUCAUAAGGCAUCACUUACUUAUCACCAGAGAGUCCACACAGGAGAAAAGCCAUAUACCUGCUCAGACUGUGGAAAGAGCUUUCGUCAAAACCUAAACCUUACAUUGCAUCAAAGAAACCACACAGGGAAGAAACCAUAUAUCUGCUCAGAGUGUGGAAAGAGCUUCAUUCAGAAGGUAGCACUUACUGUCCAUCAAAGAAUUCACACAGGGGAAAAACCAUAUCCCUGCUCAGAGUGUGGAAGGAGCUUUAGUCAGAAGGCAACACUUACUGUCCACCAAAGAGUUCACACAGGGGAGAAACCAUAUACCUGCUUACAGUGCGGAAAGAGUUUUAGUCAAAACAUAAACCUUACAUUGCAUCAAAUAAUACACAAAAGUUAGAAGCCUUUUAAAUGCUUAGUGUCUUGAAAAUGUUUCACUCACGGUCUCAGCUUGAGUCGAAGCAACUAUCUGAAAUUGCAUCCGAGAAUCCACACAGGUGAGAAGCCUUUUAUUCUGCUUUAGAAAUGAGGCUCCAUUUGCAGACAUCUUUACACACAAGUAGACCUUACCCACACUUUACCCUUACAAAUAUGCCUCUUGCCCUUUUUUGUGAGUCGACCUACAACAUUAUUGCUGAUAAACCUUCCAGCCUUGUUGCAAAGAGAACCCAUCCUUACUUAUGAGUAGACAUAAGUAACUCUUGCAUUCUUAUGUAUGAGUAGAGCCCACACAUACAAGUAACGUUCAGCGUAUCUGUCGGGAACUGAUCUGUUGCUGACUGACCAGGAGAGAGAUCUUGGGGUCGUGGUGGACAGCUCAUUGAAAGUGUCAUCAGUGCGCGGCAGCUGUGAAAAAGGCUAAUUCCAUGCGAGGAAUCAUUAGGAAGGGGAUUGAAAAUAAAAAUGCUCAUAUAAUAAUUCCCUUAUACAAAUCUAUGGUGCGGCCACAUCUGGGGUACAGCUUUGGUCACCAUAUCUUAAGGAAAUUGUAGAACUAGAAAAGGUACAGAAGAGGGCAACCAGAAUUAUCAGGGGCCUGGAGCACCUUCCUUAUGAGGCUAGGCUACAGCAUCUGGGGCUCUUUACCUUGGAAAAGAGGCAACUAAGGGGAGUCAUGAUCGAAGUGUUUAAAAUUAUGCAUGGAGUGGAGAGGGUAGACAGAGAAAUUUUUCUCCCUCUCACAACACUAGAACCAGGGGUCACCCCAUGAAACUGAAGGUUUAGAAAUUUAUUACCAACAAGAGGAAGUACUUUUUCACACAGUGCAUAGUUAAUCUGUGGGAUUCUUUGCCAUGGGAUGUGGUGAUGGCCACCAGCUUGGAUGGCUUUAAAAGGGACUUAGACAGAUUCAUGGUGGACAGGUCUAUCAAUGGCUACUAGUCUGAUGGCUGUGGGCCAUCCAGCCUCAGAGACGAUACCUCUCAAAUCUCAGUUACAAGGGAGCAACAGCAGGAGAGAGGGCAUGUACAUACCUCUUGCCUGUGCUCCCCAGAGGCACCUGGUGGGCCACUGUGUGAAACAGGAUGCUGGACUAGAUGAGCCCCUGGUGGCGCAGUGGUAAAACUGCCGCCCUGUAACCAGAAGGUUACAAGUUCGAUCCUGACCAGGGGCUCAAGGUUGACUCAGCCUUCCAUCCUUCCGAGGUCAGUAAAAUGAGUACCCAGAAUGUUGGGGGCAAUAUGCUAAAUCAUUGUAAACCGCUUAGAGAGCUCCGGCUAUAAAGCGGUAUAUAAAUGUAAGUGCUAUUGCUAUUGCUAUUGUCCCUGAUCCAGCAGGGCUGUUCUUACGUUAUACCCUCUGAGCCCUGCCAUUGACACAAAUGUGGUUGGCAGGGAUCAGAAACAUGGCCUUCUCAGUGGCUUUGGAAUGCCUCCCUCCCAAAGGGCUUAUUCAGUCACCCUCUGUGCUUCAUUUUAAAAAUAAAAGACGUUACUUUUAAAGUAAACCCGAAAUGUGCAUGGAACAAUUUUUUUUAUUUGUUUCAAGUUCCAAAAAUUUGUAUCAAAUUUGAAUCUUUUAAAGAUUUGAUUCAAAUUCAGGUCCAAUUUAAAAAACCAAUCGGGGGCUGAAUUCUUUAAAAAGGUGCCAAAUGGCUCUCGUAUCCUAUUCAAUUUCACAGAUUCAAUUCAAAUCUGAAUUGAAUUGCCCUUUUAAGGGGUAAUUUGAAUGGACUCACCAGAUUUGAGUCAAAUCAGUUUGAAUUGAUCAACACAUCCUUAAAAGAAGCUUUUAAAGACUGGCUGUAAUUUCGUUAUAAUUGUGGUUACUGUUCUACUUAGUAUGUCAUACUGUCUGCUCUGUCUUUGUGUUUUAGGAUGACUCCUAUUUCAUUACCUUUUACUCUUUUAUUUUUUAAUUCUUUUAUCAUGGGUUUUGUUUUUUAUGCUUUCAUUGUAAGCCACCCUGAGCAGUAAGCAGGAUGUUGGAGGAGCAACAUAAACUUUUAAAAUGUUAAAUAAAUCUACUCCUUGGAAGGGCUACAUCCUCAUCCACCACACCCCAGCUUGCCUCGUGGCUGGCGAGGAGUCCUGUUCCUGCUUAGUAUCGUGUCCUGCAGGAUGGGGCAGUGCUGCUCAAUCAGCAAGGACUCACCAGGCCUAAAUAAAGAUAACCAAGCCGAGAUAUCAAGUCUACAUGGGAGUAAGAUAAAGCAGGUCCAAUAACAAGCCAGGGUCAGAAAGCCAGGAGAUCAGGUCUGCAGGGGAAUAAGGUAAAGUACAAUGAGCAGGCUGAGAGCUUAGCAACACUUGCUUCAGAAAGCUUCUGCCGCAAACUGAGUGCUUUUUCAAGCGGAAGUAUAGUGCCUGGCCAUGCCCCUUUGUUUAUACUGCUGCAGUCCUAAAGUAAAGGUAAAGUGUGCCACUGAGUUGGUGUUGACUCGUGGUGACCACAGAGCCCUGUGGUGGUCUUUGGUAGAAUACAGGAGGGGGUGACCAUUGCCAUCUCCCGUGCAGUAUGAGAUGAUACUUUUCAUCAUCUUCCUAUAUCGCUGCUGUCUGAUAUAGAUGUUUCCCAUAGUCUAGGAAACAUACCAGCGGGGAUUCGAACCGGCAACCUCUGGCUUGCUAAUCAAGCCUUUUCCCCGCUGUGCCUGACUAGGUGCUCAUGGCUUAUUCAUUCAUUCAUUUGAUUUCUAUACCGCCCUCCCAAAAAUGGCUCAGGGCAGUUUACACGGAGAAAUCACAAACAAACUUCAUACCCAAAGCAUGGGUAUGAAGAAUGAUAUUCUGCAAUCAUUGGCUGCCACAGAGCUGAAGGAGCACUGGUGCUGGAGCCUGGAACUGGUGUGGCUUCCACCUCCUCUUCUCAACUAGAAGAGGAAGAAGAGGGCCGUGGGGCAUGCUCAGGUUGAAGGGCAGGUGUGGGAGAUCUAGGGUCCUCCGAGUCCUGGAGGGCAUCCUCGGGCUAAAGAGGGGGCUCAAGGGAUAGAGGAUCCCCUUGCACCUGGAGUAGGCAGACGGACCUCGGAGACUGCUUCCUCCUCUGCAUCAUUGGACUCGCCAAAAAGAAGACAGAGCCCUCUCUAACUGGUAUUCGGAAAUGUGAGAAAACUAUCCGCUGGCCCUGAAGAAAGGAACAAAGGUUUCCUAUAUGUAAAUUUUCUAUAUGUAACAUUUUGGUAUCUAGUUGGCCUUCUUCGUAUAAAGUAAACAAAAACAAUUGGCAGUUGUAAAUCUGCCCAGUAGAAGGGAGUAGCACACCAUUUAUUUUAAAGCCUUCCUUCCUUAAGAGAGCUGUAUUGAUUGCAGUGGAUAACCCUGGCAGUUACAUGCUUCGAAUGUCUGGGAACCAGUCCAACAGCUGGUUCACUUAAAGUCCUGAUAAGGAAGAUGGGUUUUGCCUGUAAUGCCUUGCACUUGCUAAUUAACAGGAUUUGUCUGUAUAAUGAGACUAUAUUCAUUCCUUCAUUCGAUUUCUGUACCGCCCUUCCAAAAAUGGCCCAGGCUUACACAGAGGCUUACACUCAUUCGCCUGAAUUCAGAGAAUCAUCUUUAAGCUCUAAGCUGUCUGGGUCUCUCUAAGGAAUACCAGGCCUGUAACAUGGUUUUUACAGGCUAUGGUCCUAGCUUCACCCUCCUUUAUUGCUCAUGUGGGGAGGGGGCGGUAUAGUUAGGCUAGGCGAUGCUUGCCUUUGUGACAUCAAGGAGGUGCAGAAAAAGAAUGCACAUCUAAAAUGAACUUCGAGGUGUCCUUGUUUGGGUUUUCCUAUACAAAGAGAUUCCCUCCUAUUUUGUUACUAUGUUUUGAUUAUAAAUACUCUUUAGAAAGAGAGAGAGAAAUAAACCAUGGAUGGAAGUCAUUCCUGAUGUAACCUGAAGAUGAUUUGUAACCACCUUUACAGUAAGCAUGUUUGAACUGAGUAAAGGCAUACCAGUAUAUUGAGAAGAUUAAAUUAAGAAAUAAAAUCUGAAAGCAUAAAGAAACAAUGAACAAAGAAAGCAGACUGUGAAACAAAAUGUUAAUGAAUUCUUAAUAAAAGGUGUACAUUAAUAGCA